Molecule: messenger RNA, 4546 nt
Organism: Aedes aegypti (yellow fever mosquito)
Lineage: Eukaryota; Metazoa; Arthropoda; Insecta; Diptera; Culicidae
Exons: 7
Coding region: 146-4291 (1381 amino acids)
Cellular component (GO): ribonucleoprotein complex
Molecular function (GO): RNA binding
Source: RefSeq, a predicted model, not a curated record
UAAACAGCAGCGGAGCUGUCAUAACAUUUUUGUAUCAAAUUUGUGUCUGAUUGUGGUCCAAAAACGAAAAUCUUCGCAAAAAUCUUGAUUUUUCGAUAAAGUUUAGCAGAAAUCGUCACAAAAGUAGUGCUCCGAGGUGCCAGGUAUGAACCUGAACGAGGUCGUUUACGUUGGAAACGUUCCCAAGCAGGCGACCGACGUCGAGCUUGGGGAAUUCUUCAAAAAUGUCGGCCGCGUAAUCAAGGUGUCGUUCAUGCGGGAGAACCGCAACGACUGCCGGACCAAGGUGGCCUUCGUGCUGUUCGAGAACGAAAUGCAGGCCCUGAAGGCGUGUAGCUUCGAUCAGACCAUCUUCCAGUGGAACCGGGUGAUAGUGAUGCUGGUCAAGGACGAUCGGUACUUCUGGGCCGGCCAUACCGUCAUCGUGCGAAACAUUUCGUCGGAUACCAACGAGGAAGAUUUGUUCGAAGCCUUCGGACGGUAUGGAAUGAUCGAAGCGGUCCAGAUUCCGACCUGCAACUAUGCCUACGUUGGAUUUAAGGAAAAAUCCGCUGCGGCAGCUGCCCAGCGUUUGAACAACACCGUUUUGGGCAAAACGAAGAUCUCGGUCCAGGUUUCCCAGCGUAAUAUGCGCGUCCGAUUGGAAGAUUUGGAUAGCUUCAAAACUCCACGGGUCUACAACGAGCUGAUGGAUGCCAAACUGAAGUACGAUUAUAACGAGUUUGUGUCGGAACCGACAUCGGGGAAUUCGGCCGGAGCGGGGCCAGGGCCGGGGACAUCCGCUGCCCCUUUCGCUUUCGAUGACUACGAGGACGAAGAGGAUAAUCGCAUCUAUGAUCCCACUACGAACCGUUUCUACGACAAGCCCAAGGAUGGGAGGCCACCAGCUAAGGAGCAAGAACCGGUCUACGUGGAGGAAAUAAUCGACGACGAUGACGACGAUGGGGAUCUCUUGAUUCCGCCUCCGAUUCCGUGGACGAGACAAAACGAUGACGAAGUGUCGAUUGAUUUGGUAUCGCCGCAGGAAUCACCGAUUGCGGGGCGAAAUUUGUUCGACGAAGAUGAGCCUGCUGAUGAUGCGGAGUUUUCCACAGUGGAGGUGAGGAGGAAGGAAAUCAGCUUCGGCAAAUCGGCCGUGGUAUCGACGUCCAACAGUGCCGUUCGGGUGGAGAACGUCCCGCGGGAGGUUUAUGACGAGGACAUCGUGCGAUACUUUGCUAAGUUCGGUUUGAUUACAAGCGUUGAGAUAGCACAGUCGACGAGUUGCAUCUUCAGCAAGGUUUAUACGAUCAUCUACCAGCAGAAGUCAGUUGCCGAGAGGGUACUGGAAUGUUUCAUGCGGAAAUGCGAAUUCUCCGGGGUAGUUUGUACGCUUUUCACCCUACGACCGGAGGAUGUCAUUCAAGAUGGUCAAGGGAGGUGCGUCAUUGUGGACUACAUCUCGAACAGCACGGUUUUCGAGGACGUGGCCGAUGCCUUCCGUAAGGUGGGUCAGGUAAUUUACUUGAAGAAAACGCCUCGGAACACGACUGCCAGUGUGGUGCACUUCCGGCACCGAAUCUCAAUGAACCUGGCCAAAAAGGUGGUGGAAAUCGACGGCGAUAAGGUGCGGGUGGUUCCCUUCAACCAAGGCUUUUUCCGCAAGCUUACAGCGGAAAACCGAAGGCUGAAAGAUGCCAGCACACCGCACACCAAGAAGCCGCUCAAGAACGUGCGCAUGGUUGACAUCGAGAUGAAGGAAGAACAGGAACGCAACAAAUACAUGAUCCUAAAGACGGUGUAUAACCCGAACUAUCGGAACCCGGACCCGAAGAAUCUGUCAAAUGAAGUCGUCAUCUACAACUGUCCGGUGCGCACGACGCUCAAGGAUCUCCGGCGGCACUUUAUCAGUAUAGCUUUCGUGACCUUCAUGCGCUGGGAACAGUCGCCAUACGAUACCAACACCUGGAAGGUGUACGCCAGCUUCGGCUCGUUCGUGGACGCCUUCAACGCCGUACGCCUGAAGGGCCCGCUGCACAACUACCCGAUCUUCAAGCACAUGGCUAGCGAGAGGCCGAAGUUCGACUCGCUCGAAACGGUGGAGAUCGAGUGUCAGCAAGAUGACGUCUCCGUUACCAAAAUGUACAACAGCUUAGUGGGACACGGAGCGAUAACUUUUGUGGACAAGGUUGAUCAUAAACGGUUUUUGGUUAUCUGCAGGGAUUCUAAAACUGCGAAGAAAAUUGUCAACUUGAAAGUUUUGGCCAAAACACCGGUAAAAUCAUUGUUGUAUCGUGAUGUAAUGAACCAACAGAAUGCUAAAGAUCUUCCGGUUAAACAACGUAGUCCACCAAAGGCUGGAUCUCCUGAGCGCCAAGAAGAGCGACCGCGGCGACGUAAAGAAUCCGGUCGUGAUCUUCCAAUUCCGAUGGAUGAUUUGAUUGACCUGCAGCGACGCAUUCUGAACGAGGGCGAUGGACAUCGUCCUUCACCGCGGGAAGAACGACAACGUCGGGAUGAUUCAAACGAGUGGGAGCGCGACUUCGAACGCAGCGGUAGACGGUCCUCCAGUCGCAAAGAUCAUAGAAGGCACUCGAUCGAUAUGGAUAUCGCUGAUGAUCAGCCCGACCCGGCACCUGCUCAGCAGCGUUACAGUCCUGAACUCUUUAACGAAUUCCAGGAACCGCAAUUCGACCAAGGAUACAACAACUAUUACCUUCGUCAACAGGAAGAAGCUCUAGUGUAUACUAAUCCUCCCGCUCCGAACAUGCUACCGUUGGGAGGCCCACCGAGGGAUUUCGUUCAAGGUUGGGCUCCAGGAGGUCCCAUGUACGUUCCGCCGGUCAUGGUACCCCCUCCUGAAACCAGAAGCGUAUUCAUUCCACAACCACCGGCUCCAGGCACGGACAUUCUCGAAGGUCCUCUAGCGUUGCCGAUUCCCAAUAUAACCAUCCAUCGUAUUCAACCGGAAUCGGCGAUGCAUCCCGUGCCACAGCAGGGAGAUCUCCGAAAUUACUUAGCUGAGAAGAGAAACACCCGAUCGAAGGACACCUACGAUCCUACGGAAGAGUUAGGUCAUCAGUACGAUGAUCGCAACUCGGACCGUCCAGUUUCUCCCAAAGAGAUUAAUCGUAUCGAAAAUUACAUUCGCGAGAAGGAACGGCAAAUCCAGAACCGCUUACAUCUGCUGGACAAGCAGUUGAUCGACGUCGGUGGGUCUUCAUCACGUCCCACUCGUCGUUCCCGGGAACGCUCCGUUUCGCCAAGUGAUCGUAAAGCGCACAAUCGCAUCCAGGAGAUUCGUGCCGAAAAGGUCAACGUCACCCGUCAGCUCAGCCUAUUACGUAAUAAGGGCGAUCGUGAAUCUCGGGAGUUUACCGCUCUGUGCGAACGUCAAUCGGCGCUAGACAGAGAGUGCACCGACAUUCAGCGGCAGUUGGAAGCGAAGAAACUGUGGCUCGCCGAAAGAGCUCGCUCACUGUCGCGCGAACGCCACGACCAGGAGCAGGCGAAAAAUCCACCGACGAAAAGAAGUCCAUCGAGGGAGCGGCGCAGUCGAAGCUCAUCACGUGGUGCAAGGCGUCGCUUUUCGCGUAGCCGAUCCCGUGAAUACCGCGCACGGUACAACCGAUAUCGUCGAAGUCGAUCAAGGAACCGCAGAUCACACUCGUCCGAUCGCCACCGCCGUGAUCGGUCCUCAUCGAGGGAUCGCACUUCACGGCGUCGUUCAAGAUCGGUGGAAAGGGGACGUCGCUACAAUCGACCUUCCGAGGCUAACAUCAAAAGUCCGGAAUCGCUUUUGCAUGAGAUGAGACAAUUGGGGCGGCCACGCGAAGGAAAAUCCGAUCAGUGCGUUUUCGUUGGUAACGUUGCUAGCGGAGUUCGGGAGGAAGAACUAAAGGCCACCUUUGCCCGUUACGGCCGUAUAGUGUUGUGCGAUUUCAGCUUUCUGGAGAAGUAUGGCGAGGUGUACAUCGAUUACCAUCAGCGGGAGGACGCGUUCAGGGCACUGGAAAUGAAUCGGGUGAAGAUCAAUGGCAAGCGGUUGAGAGUGGCGUUGAAUUGCCGCAAGCCGGCCAAUCGGGACGGGUACAGCGUCAUUGUGGAAAUGUCGGAACCCGUUCCGGAGCGCGAUCUGUACGCCCGAUUCGAUAGUUGUGGCGAAAUAGAGUUCAUUUGGCAUUACGAGAAUUCCACCAUCGCAACCGUGACCUUCGAGAGACCCGAGUCGACGUUGAAGGCGCUGAACAUUCGAGAGCUGCACAACCGCAUUCCGAUAAUCGUCAGGGAGUAUGUCGAAAGCGAACGUUGAUAAAGCGUUAGUUUUUUAGGUAUGAGUUACUAUUGAUGUCAUAGGUUACCAGAAGGUAACGAGCUCAGUCGCAGCCAUUAUCGCGUAAGUAUGUUAUUUUGCUAAGAGAGGCAUACACUAUUCAAAUGAAUCACCGGAAAAUUGAAGUAUAUUCUCAUCAAACGUGUGUAAGAUCAGCAGACGCGCUUGGGUUUGCUUCUCCAUCUUUUACUUCACAAAUGAUGCAUGCAUCUUCAAAUAAACUACUUAAAAGUA